GUUCGCCUACAUCUCUUUAGGCUCGCUUCAUUUUCAGAGCAAUGUGCUUUGCACUUCCUCUUCUUCUUUCCUCCGCGAACCAUGUGUGUGUGUGGAUAUCUCUUUCGAUUCCUUUUUAUUUUACACUUUUAAUUCAUGCUGUGGGGUAACAAGUGACCAACAAGUUCAUUCAGAAUUUCUUUGACCUUUAAUCGUUGACAUCAGCAUAUUUUAUUAGGCUUUAUUUCUGUUGGAGUCUUACUCACAGAGUAAGAGAUGGGGACGGUCGUUGAUGACAUCAGACAGCUAUUAAAAGACUGUGAGCUGUUUGUUUUUGAGAUACUCCAGGAUGAGAAUCUCAGUGAACCUGCUCAAGAGGCCAGGGAAAUUCUCCUACGAAAUUUUCAUAUCAUCCAAAAGAGAUACCCACAAGAAUUCCCCCACAGAUUUGAAUCCAAUCUUGAGGAUAGUUCAGAUGACAACCGCAGCUCCAGUCUGGGACGCUCUGCCCCCUCAGAUGACAUGUCAGUGGCCUCUGACUACCAGGAGGAAGGUGCUUCUGAACUUUUUGAAGAGAUCCCUCUGGUGGCUGCACAGGACCUGAGUAACAUUCUAAAGCAAGGCUACCUGGAGAAGAAAAGACGUGAUCACAGUUUCUUCAGCAUGGAAUGGCAAAAGCGAUGGUGUGUUCUGAACAACACCAUAUUUUAUUACUUCGGGAGUGAGAAAGACAAGCAGCAGAAGGGCUCAUUUUAUAUCAAUGGCUACAGUGCAGAGCUGGUGCCCAGCUUACGCAAGGACUCCAAGAAGAAUUCAUGCUUUGAGAUGAGUGCUCCUGGAAGACGUUCUUACCAGGUUCAACACACACAAACACACUCACAUUGCUCAUUCCUGUACUUUUCACUCAAAUUAAAUUAUGCUGAUCUGAGCUCUAACUUCAUCCCCUUUGACGAUGAUGAGGAAGAGGAGGUGGAAGAAGAGGAAGAGACAUAUGAUGACAUUGAACGAGCUACCACACCACCACCACCACGUCCUGGGCCAGCAUCUGCUCCAGUUACAACCCUGAGUCUGGGGCAAACCCCCCAAAGCAGCCACAAGGAAUGGAAGGACCAAGCAGAGACUCAGGAAGAUGAAGAAGAGGAUGAAGAGGACAUUUAUGAAGUGCUUCCAGAUGAUGAAAAUACUGACAACGCUGAAGAGUGGAGUGAAAAGCCUGGGUCUUCAGAUUAUGCAAAUUAUUACCAAGGUUUGUGGGACUGUGAAGCUGAUAGACCCGAUGAGUUGGCCUUCCAGAGAGGAGAUGUCAUCCACAUCCUCAGCAAGAUUCAAAAUACAUGACUCCCAAAGGUCAGACCCAACACA
Molecule: messenger RNA, 1341 nt
Organism: Sinocyclocheilus rhinocerous
Lineage: Eukaryota; Metazoa; Chordata; Actinopteri; Cypriniformes; Cyprinidae
Product: src kinase-associated phosphoprotein 1-like
Exons: 12
Coding region: 256-1317 (353 amino acids)
Cellular component (GO): plasma membrane; cytoplasm
Molecular function (GO): protein binding
Source: RefSeq, a predicted model, not a curated record